Molecule: messenger RNA, 7902 nt
Organism: Coprinopsis cinerea okayama7#130
Lineage: Eukaryota; Fungi; Basidiomycota; Agaricomycetes; Agaricales; Psathyrellaceae
Exons: 10
Coding region: 1-7902 (2633 amino acids)
Molecular function (GO): protein binding
Source: RefSeq, a predicted model, not a curated record
AUGUCGACGAUGGACCCAAUCGAGCUGGCGCGGUGGACACGGUUCGCGAUGAAGGGUGGGAUAGGAAAGUGCACAGCUCUCACCGACUGUGUAGCCGAGUCUUCAGAGGACCUCAUGUUUCUCAAGGACGAUGAGAUUGUGGUGUUGUUGCAGGUGGCGGAUAAGGAGGGUGUUUAUCUCGGCUACUGCGAAGGCGUCAUCGGCCGCUUCUCAGGCUCGCACGUCCGCUUCCACGGCAAACUCAAAAAACCGGUCAUGGCCCGCCGCGCUUCGUCUUCUACCGCAUCCGUCUCCUCAUCGCGUGAAGGCUCUACCCCUAAUACCUUCGCUAAGUCGCCGACGCCGACGUUUACGCCCCCGAGUUCGAGAUUGGGUGGGUCGUUUGGUGUUGCGGGUGCGGGGAGUGCAAGGGAGGGAGGAUUAGGGAGAGAAGGGGUGGCGAGAGAUGGGUUGAGUAGGGAUGGAACGAGUAGUAGGACGUCGACGCCUGCCAGCCCGUUCCCCAACCUCUCCAACGUCGGUGCGAUGCGCAGCGACUCGCGGGCGUCGCUUGGGAGGCAUCAUCACCAUAUGUCGAUGUCUGCGACUAUCCAGGAUCACACCUCAUCAUCACCCUCGUCAUCAGCUACGCCAGCAUCGACAUCGGCUCCUCCAGUAUCGGCAGCAUCCCCGCCCUUGGUUGAUCAGCAGCAGAGUGGUCGUAUGGUUGGAGGAGAGGUUGAGGAAGAAGAAGCGCGACCACCCCAGUUCGCGUUCUCGAGUAACACCCACUCGCCGUCGCCUUCAGUCCGCAACCUCGAACAACAGUUUCAUCUGGUGGAGGAGGGGUGGAGGAGGGGCUCUAUACGCGAUUCGUCUGUUGUUAGCAGUGCACGGGUUUCGGUCGACGUCGACGCUGAUGCGGAAGAAGGGAAAGCGAGGCCAGCCCCGCUGGAACUACUCGAAGCACAUGUCGACCCACUGCGUAUAACGAAGAAGAGUCCGGUUGUUAGUCCUGCUGUGCCUGCUUUUAUUGAGGAGAGGGAGGGGAGGAUGCCGAUUGAUGAAGGCACGGCGCUUGAGGAGAGGUCGAGGUCGUCGCUCGUUGAUUCGCCUAAUACGACUGUGGAGGGUUCUUCGUCCUCUUCGACUACCACUACUGCUACAACCACGACUGCGACUCCAUCAUCCUCCAACACCGCUCCCACCCCCUCCUCGAAGAACGCACCACUCACGCUCUCCUUGACAAACGACGACUCCCCCUCCGAAUACGGCGACGACGACGACGAUGAUGACCAUCCACUUAAACCUCCCAACACAUCGCUCAUGCCGGACACAUCCUACUCUACGACCUCGUUCUCCAACCGGUUUAGUGUGGCGAGUGCGGAGGGUGUCGUGGGUAUUGGGUUGUCGCUUUUGCAGGAUUUGGCGGAUGGGAUGAGCGAUAGCGAUAGUGAUGAAGACGAGGGUGAAGGGAGGGGAGGGGAGGAUGGAUUGGGUAGUGCGGGGACUGCGACGUACGCCAACGUAGGGAGAGGAGGGGGAGGGGUGGAUGGAGUGGGAUCUGGACCUGGGAGUGCGGGUCUCACGCGUAACGCUUCUGUGCGGAGCGUGGAUACGGUCGACGGUCUACGCUAUGGAGAUGAUUCGGAGGACGAAGACGAUGAUGAUGAUGAUGAGGACGGACCGAGCACCUCGACGUUCUUCCCUAUGCCACCGAAUACGCAUCAGGAUGUGCAGCUUCCGCCUGGGACGCUUUCUAGGACGCAUUCGUUAGCGCAGAGUGCGAGGUCGUUUGGACAUGGGCAUAACCAGAGUUUGGGAGGAGGGCAUGGGCAUAAGCAGAGUCUAGGAGGACUAGGAGGUGUAGGAGGAGGAGGCGUAGGAGUGAAUAGGAGUCCGCCGCAGGUUCACACCUCCCCUCCUAUACCAUCGAGUUCACCACCGUCGACUGUUCUUCAAAAGUUCCCGACGACGGACGGGUCGUCGUUAUCGCCUACCUCGCCUACGUACCCGCAUCACGCACAUUCACACCACCAGCACCAACACCAGCCUCCGAACCCCCCAUACCUCCACUACUCUCACCAACGCGAACGCCGGCCCUCCGAGGCGCCUUCCGUGCGCUCCAUCCGCUCGAUUGCGCAUAGUGUGCGGAGUAGUGGGACUGCGGCGACGAGUAGUAGUUGGGAGGGUGCGGGGGAUAUCUAUGAUGAUUAUCGGUAUUCGAGGUUUAGUAUGGGGAGUGUUAGUGGGUUUGGAGGGAGUCCGAGUGGGUUUGGUGGAAGUCCUAGUGGAUUUAGUGGUGGCGGUUCGAUAGGAGGAGGAGGAGGACCGGGGAGUCCAGUCCCCGGUGCGACUUUUGCAGGGGCGAUGGGAGCAGGGAUCGGUGGUAGUUUGGGACGUGCGGCGGGCAAGAGGAUGAGUUCUAUGAGUGCUGUUACGGCUGCGAGUGAGCAGGAUGUUGUUCCGCCUGUUCCUGUUAGGAGGGGGUCGGAGGGACCUGGAGUUUUGGGUGUUUCUGGUGGUGGUGGAGGGGUUGGUUCGAACGCUGGUGCGGGUGGUUCGAGCGCUGGUGCGGGUGGUUCGAACGUUGGUGUCGGGGAGAGAGGGAGGGUUUUGAGUUUAGACUCCAAAGCGCCUUCGGUAUCGACGACUCCUUUGGGAGAAGGGGAAGAUGAGGAAAGUAAACGAAGCACCCUCCGCCGCGACUCGGACGCUAGCGUGUACACCCAAGCUUCCUCCUCGCGGAUGUCGCUUGCCCUCUCUGCGUUUAGGACGAACGCCAACCAGCACAAUCCACAUGCGGACUCGUUCGAUGGCCGGUCGACUGCGAUGUCGGGAUUCACGGCAGCGUCAGGCUUCACUUCUACCUCGGGGUUUACUGCGACUUCGACGUCAGGCUACACGACGACGUCGAAUACAAAUGGAUCAAGACCGCCUCCUCUCGAUCUUCAACGACAGCGACAUACAUCGACUUCGACCUCGAGUUCGAACGCGACUUCGGAUCCGGAGAACCAGAGGUCGCCGUUGCUGCAUGCGACGUGGGGGAGUCCGCUUUCGUCGCCUGGGAUGGGUGAGCAUGGGAGUCCUGGAUCUGGUAUCGCAAUGGGUGUGGCGAUUGGAAGUCCGGGAGCGGUGGGGUAUGGGAGUCCGGGGGCGGGAGGGUAUGGGAUGGUCAGUGUUGGGAAUGUUGCUAUUCAUGAUGGUUUAGGGUCGCCCACUUCUCAUAUUGGACCUGGUGCGAUGAGUGGAGGCGGUAUGCUAGGUGUGGUCAACCCAGGGAUGGGGGGUGGCACGUUUGGACGUGCUGGUGGUGGUGGUAUUGCGAGUGCGUUGAGGCAGAGGGUUGAGGAUGAGCGCAAGGUUGGGACUGGUGAGAGUAGUUUGAUGAGUUUGUUUGAUGGGCAGAAUCAAGGAAACGCGGGUGUGAAGGGAGGGUAUCAGUAUAGUGCGGAGGAGAAGGGUGAGGGGAGUAUGGAUCUCUCUAGGGACGAGGAUUCUUCACGGGGCGAUACCACGCUCGACUCGACCGACAACUCUAAAGACGGUGACAUGUCCAAUACCACUGACUUCUCUCAAUCCACCGACCUGUCUCGAUCCUCAGACGGCGAUACCACCAAAGAUACAACGAACAACGAUAUUUCGCUCACUGAGAGCGAGAGACGCACGCUUGGGUUGGGGAGGCGGAUUGUUGUUGAGGAUGACGAGGAGUUGCCGAGUGUUGUUGAGGAUAGUUAUACGAGUGUUGGGAGUGGGGAGAGUGGGGAGACGGAGGUUGGUGGUGGUGGGGAUGAGAAGCAGGCUUCAAAUACGGCGGUGAAGGACUCGAGUCAACGACAGUCGCGUCAACAAAUUCUUCUCGACCGCGCGCGUUCGCAGAGGGAGAUGGACCGUGAUGGGGAGCAGGAUAUGUCUCUUGUUUCUACCACCGAAUUUUCGCAGUCUAGCAGCAAGGACAGCGAGGACGGGUUGGCGUAUGGUACGGAUGAAGAUGAGGAGGAUGAUAAUGUGACGAUCCUACCACAUACCCCGCUAUCGGCUGCUGCACCCCCUCUACCGCCUUCGUUGACGAUCUCGAGUUCGUCGAGGCCUUCUACGCCUGCUGAGCAAGGCCCCUCCGCUGCUUCCGCUUCGACUACGACGACGGCGACUGGAUCGACUACCACCACGGCAUCGUCGACACUCGCUCCUCCAGGCCAGCCAAGCCACCUCCGUCCUUCGCUGAGGGAGUUGAGGGAGGGCGCGACAGUUCGUGUUCCUGGUACGGGCGAGAGGCGGAGUUUGUUCAUGCCUCAUCCUGGGGCGCCCAAGGCUCCUAAAGAUCUGGGUGUGGAGGAGAGUGAGGGUCCGAUGUUUUUGAGAGGGGAGGUGUCGCCUGUUUCGCCGGGUGGGUUCCAGCAACAACCUCAUGGACCAGCCCAAGGUCAGGUCCCGCCACCAGGUCAAGCGCCAGGUCAAGCACCAGGUCCAGGACAACAGCCCCCACCACCUGGAGGCUAUCCUUAUCCAUACCAGCAGCAGGCUCCGCCUCCUAUGAUGCGUCCCUCUGCUCGCCAGAUUAUCCUCCAAGCGUUGUCGCGUCCUCCGCCUCCCCCUCCUGCUCCCAUCCCUCGACCCCCCGGCCCAGGCAUGCGUGUGCCCCCUCCACCUAUCCGACGAGGGCCGACGAUUUAUGGACGGAUUGAAGGUGAUUUUGCGACGAGUAUGGGGCCUAUACCGAUUACGUGGAGUGUGGACCCGCCGCCGACCAAGGCGAGGGUUGUGCCGCCUAGUGCGAGUAUUCAGCCUGGUGGGGUGCAGCAGCCUGGUGGUGGUGGUGGUGGUGUCGCGCAUGGUCCUGGUGGAGGUCCGCAUGCUCUUGGUGGUCCGCAUGUUGCUGGAGGUCCGCAUGCGCCUGGAGGAGGUCCGCACGCGGGUCUUCGAACUCCCCCGACGAAUACGACGGGUCUGCCACCUACCGCGCCGAUCCAGUCGUCGCCUUUGAGAGCGGGGAGUGUGCCUCCUGGUGAACGCGGGAUGCAGAGGAUGGGGAGUUUUGAAGGUGUGCCUGUUAGGACGGGUAGUGUUCCGCCUGGUGCUGCUGGAGGAUUCGGUUCUGCUUCGACUGUUGGAGGAGGUGGUGUUGGGAAGAGGCCGAGUGUUAUGAGUCUGCGAGAAGGUCUACUUGGUAGCACUGCCAUCAAUUCUAGCUUGAGCUCGACGGCUGAGGAGAAGAGCGACUCGACGACGACGACGUUGACGAAGGAAGGAAAUGUCAGUGGUGGAAGUGGAAGUAGCAACAAACCAAUUCCGCGAGCCAAUUUUUUUCCAAAGGUUGGUGGGAUCGGGGUUAGACCCCGGUCGAGGAGUUUUUCGGGGUUAGGCGCUGGGGAUGUUAAGGGGAGGCCCGAUCCUCUCGCCGCACCCUCCGAAAUCAAGAAAUCAGCUUCUCUCACGGGCUCAUCUGCCGUGGCCACCAACACCCAAUCGUCUACGGGUGUGAAAUCGACGCCUCACCGGCCUUCGCCGCUCUCCCUUCCUCAAAAUACGAUCACGAACAGUAAGACGCCUUCGCCUUCUACUCCUAAUCAGCAUCCGAUGCUUCGACCAAGAAUCUCGACUCCUAACCUCAAGUCUCCAAGCAGUCCGUUGGCGAGGGAUAUGACGUUUGGACAGCAGCAAUCGCAGAUGCCGCCGCCUUCGCCUCUUGCGCAGAGUCAUCGACCUCUGGAGCAGGUACAGCAGAGGUCGCAGACUCCGACGUCUCAACAGCGUGCGCAGACGCCUACGUCGCCUAGGAGGACUUCGGAAGCUCAGCGCUCGUCGUCUGCGAGUGUUCAGCCCAGUCGUUCGUCGUCAGGGCAUGCCCAACCACAUCGUUCAUCGUCAGCCAACGCCCAGCCACCUACUUCGCCGCGCAAGUUGGGGUUUGGUUUAGGUAGAGCCGGGUCGCCCGAGAGCACGCAUACCUCGGGGCUGCCGAAUAUCGCUUCGGUGUCUACGGCUGGCUCUACCGCUGCCAAUACCUCUGGCAAUGCGAAUACGAACGAGAAUGGAAUCGCGAAAUCGACUUCACCUCCACCUACAAACGGUCCUGUCCCAGGUGUUGGGCUGCAUUUGAGGAGGCUGACGGGGUCGAGGAGUGCGAUGAAUUUGAGGGGUUCUCUGGGGGAUGACAGGAGUCCGUCGUGGGAGGAGCUUAAUGGGUUUAGGCCGCCUUCCAUUGGGGGUGCUGCUUCUGCGUCGAAUUCUUCACCUGUGACGGCGAGUAACCCCAGUGCGACUCGACCCAUCCCUAUCCCAAGAAGGGGGGGUACGCUCUCGCCUCCACCUCAACCGAUGAACGCGAGUGGAGGUUCAGGGAGCAGUGCGGCGCCGUCUUCGUCUCCUUCACUUCACAUCGAUACGAAGAACCUCGGCGACGAACCUUCCCCGCGAGGUGGCGCAUUUGGUGGAUUUGGCAAUGCUGGAGGACAGUUUUUGGAUAGCAGAAGCCAGCUCGUUACCAGCCCGACUGCGCUCUCGCCUACUAUCGGUCGUCAGAACUCGCUGAGGUCGAAGCUCUCGUUGCCUAACCUACGCAGGAUCAAGAAUAAGCAGGAUGAUGCUCUGAGUAUCGAUGGGCCGUCUCCUGAAGUACUUUUACAGGUUCAGGACAUGGAGUUUGAGCUCGUUCGACCUGCGCUCACCCAGUUCACCGCCGCUCGCGCGUCCGAAGAUUCGGUCGUGCUUGGACGCGAUAUGGGGCCUGCACUUGAUUCUGCUGGAUCGACUGUUACAGGUGGAUCGGGUGCAUCGUUCCUACGUGCCGAAUCACCAGCAUUCUCGAUCUCCUCGGGUGGUCGCUCACCCACCGUCGACAUUGCCAAUUCGUGGGGAGGUCUCAAGUCCCCUGGAGCAGGCGGAAGCUCGCUCUCGAUGCUCUCUGGAUCGGCCAGUCCGCAACCCUACGGAUCGCCCGCGGCACCUCCACCCGACACCUCGACGAUCGAAGCGCACCGCAACCGCGAGCAGAAGUGGAUGUCUCUCCUCUCGUCUUCGCCUCCCUCUCAAGCGCGUAAGACCAAGAAAGUGCGCAAGCUCCUCCUCGAGGGUGUUCCCUCGUCUGUGCGGUACCUCGUUUGGUCGCACCUGACGGAUGGCAAGGCCAAGUGCGUUGCGGGGGUGUAUCCGCAGUUAUGUAAGCGUGGUAAAGUACCCCUGAGUGAGAGGAUUGAGCGGGAGGUUGAGAGUGGGGAGUGGUUCUUGGAUGAGGAACGUGCGCAGUUGAGGUUGUUGAAGGAGGCUGGAGGUGGGGUUGUUCAGCUUUUGCAGGCGUAUUUGAAUAUGGUGCCUGAUAUUGAGUAUUCGAGUGGUCUGCCUCAUAUCGUUGGACAACUCUUACUCCUCGCUCCCGAAGAAGACGCCUUCUGGAUCUUCGUCUCGAUCAUGGACACCCACAUCCGAUCCUACUUCUCUACCACGUCAUCACAAAUGGAAGUGGACGCUGCUCUGUUCAGUCGCGCGCUCGAGGUGAACGACCCGCCUAUUGCCAAGAAACUGUUCGUCGAUAUGGGGAUCUUGCCUGUUACGAUCUGUAAACCGUGGUUCGAGAGCCUGUUUGUGGGUUGUUUGCCGGAUGAGUUUUUAGCGAGGAGUUGGGAUGUGUUUUUGUAUGACGGUAUUCCAUUCCUCCUCCGCGUAGGCCUCGCCAUCGUCGCUUUCGUCCGUCGCCAGCUCCUCGACUGCACCUCUGAAGAAGCUGUCCUCCAACUAUUGCACCGCCCUCCACCCAUCUCCCUCCCGUCGAACGCCGAGAACUACUUGAACUUUGUGUUGGGUACGGUCAAGUUGAAGGACGACGACGUGAAGAAACAGAGAGUCAAGAUGGAAGCGCAGGUGAAGAAGCAGAUUCAGCAACAGCAAGGCCCGAGGAGUGCGGGGAGCAUCUCGUUGCCGCGAUGA